AUGUCUCUGAGAAUCAAAAUUGUGGUGGACAAGUUCGUCCAGGAGCUCAAGGAAGCUUUGGAUGCCGAUAUCCAAGACAGAAUCAUGAAGGAGAGAGAGAUGCAGAGCUACAUCGAAGAGCGCGAACGCGAAGUCGCCGAGCGCGAAGCUGCUUGGAAAGCUGAGCUCUCUCGCCGCGAGGCAGAGAUUGCCAGGCAAGAAGCAAGGCUGAAAAUAGAGAAGGAAAACCUUGAGAAAGAGAAAAGCGUUCUAAUGGGAACUGCUUCUAAUCAAGAUAACCAAGAUGGAGCUCUUGAAAUCACCGUAAGCGGUGAAAAAUACCGGUGUCUCAGGUUUGCGAAGGCAAAGAAAUGA
Prunus armeniaca (apricot) is the source of this 354-nucleotide messenger RNA. Lineage: Eukaryota; Viridiplantae; Streptophyta; Magnoliopsida; Rosales; Rosaceae. The record is from the annotation of a GenBank genome assembly.